Adineta ricciae is the source of this 660-nucleotide messenger RNA. NCBI's taxonomy places the organism in Eukaryota, Metazoa, Rotifera, Eurotatoria, Adinetida, Adinetidae. The record is from the annotation of a GenBank genome assembly.
AUGUCACGAGCAUUAGCUUUUCUAUUCAUUGGCUUUCUAGCCUAUAUACCACAUACAUCUGUUCAACAGCACGAGACACCCGUCGACGACAUUGCGAAACCUUUACCAACAAAGGAACCUCUUAAUCUUGAACCUUUCGAAACCAUACUUCACGAAUUAAUUCAACGACAAUAUCGAUAUGAAAUAGUUUAUUAUAAACUAGCGCUCAACAAUGUUCUACCCAACUUCGCUCGACUAUUUCACGAACAAAGUGAACAAAAAUAUAGAGAUGCCAAAGGUCUCAUUCGACUCUAUCAAGUACUUGGUAUUGAAAUGAAUUUCACGAAAAUCGAAUCAAGUGGAUACAAACCUUUGAUAAAAGACUGGAAUGAACUGAGUUCUACUAACUUCGUUAAAUUCCUUUCAGUGUCACGCAAGGCAGAAUGUCAAGUUGUACUCAACGCAUUCAACAAUCUGUCUAAGGUCAAAUUCGAUUAUUCUGCACCAUUACAAAUGUAUCUAAAACUGAAAGUUUUUCCAAAACAAGUUCUAUUAUGUAAACAAUUAUCGGAUUUGCAUGAUCAGCUUGUUCGUUUGUAUCAUGCGACAUCUGACAAAAGGACAAUUCCAGCGUCGUUUGUUUAUGUCGAUUAUCAAGUUAAAAAACUCUUCUCGAAAUAA